Messenger RNA from Acaulospora colombiana, 5683 nucleotides. NCBI's taxonomy places the organism in Eukaryota, Fungi, Glomeromycota, Glomeromycetes, Diversisporales, Acaulosporaceae. The record is from the annotation of a GenBank genome assembly.
AUGCAUUACACAAAUAACUGGUUUAAUACAUUAGAUGAUGAAUACACCCCCUCUCCUGGACCUUCAAAGAACGUAAAAAAAAUUAGGAAACUGCCCAAGAGUUCUGAUAAUGCAUACACCCCCAGUGUUAGCGAGGAGUCAGAUAAAGUGGAGGUUUUAAAAGAUGGACCGAUUAUUCCAAAGAUCGCGACCAUCGCUCUGGAUAAAGAGCUCGCAAAGUUCCCCACUUUUCAACACCACAAGCGGGAUUCCGUGUCAGACUUGUUUGGAAAAAAUGAUUAUUCCUUUGUGAGUCUGAAGAAAGAUCACGGAAACAGACCUUUGUGGAUAAACCCAGUCACGGGAAAUAUAAUUCUUGAGGGGUUCUCUCCUUUUGCGGAGAAGGCACAGGAUUUCUUGAUUACCAUUAGCGAGCCCGUUAGUAGGCCAAGUUUGAUACACGAGUACAAGAUGACACCGUAUUCUUUGUACGCGGCGGUUUCAGUGGGCUUGGAGACCGAAGCGAUAAUAGAUGUCCUGAAAAUUUUGUCAAAGACGGAGAUUCCAGAGUCCCUCAUAGAGAUGAUUAGAAAGUGCACUGUGUCUUACGGGAAAGUGAAACUCCUGUUGAAACAUAAUAAAUAUUUUGUGGAAUCGUCGCAUGCGGAAAUAUUGCAGAUGCUCUUGCAGGACAAAGAUAUCGCCGACGCUCGGCUGAUUAACGCGGAUGGAACGAAUGGUAACGAGUUCAUAACGAGCAAGGCACCAUCCGGCAAGGAUUUGGUAAUUUCCGGUAAAGUUGCAGAAGUUCCGAAAUCAUCUGAAGCCAAGAACAAUGAGGCUGCUAAUCGGGAUGAUGAACUUUUCAAUGCCGUGGUCGCCAUUGACAAAGGUAACGAGGGUCUUCUGUUUUUGCAUGCCUGGAUCACUGUCAGGAGACGCUGCAACGAACUGAACUAUCCCAUGUUGGAGGAAUACGAUUUCCGGAAUGACGCAAGUUUGGCCCCCCUCGACAUUGACCUGAAGCCCAUAACCGUCAUAAGGCCAUAUCAGGAAAAGUGCCUCAGUAAGAUGUUUGGAAACGGUGUAUCGGUGAUGCAAUGGAAACAACAGUUUGUGCAGUGGUCCAAUAUAAAGGAAAGUCAAAUUGCCGUUUUCACCUCGGAUCAGAAAGAGAAGUUUUCCGGUCAGUCCGGCAUCGUGAUUUCCACCUACAGCAUGGUCGCCAAUACUCGAGCCAGGUCUUACGAGGCAUCGAAGAUGAUGCAAUUCAUUACGGAACGAGAAUGGGGUUUCAUCCUGUUGGACGAGGUUCACGUCGUCCCCGCAAACAUGUUUCGAAAAGUGGUAACCACGAUAGCCGCUCACACGAAACUCGGUUUGACCGCCACCUUGGUUCGUGAGGACGACAAGAUUGAGGACUUGAAUUUCUUGAUUGGUCCAAAACUAUAUGAGGCCAAUUGGAUGGACUUGGCUUCGAAAGGACAUAUCGCAAACGUCCAAUGUGCCGAGGCAUGCCAGUACCUCAUCAGAUACCACGAAAAUCGCGGGGACAAAGUCAUCGUGUUUUCGGAUAACGUGUAUGCCUUGGAGCGGUACGCCAAGGACUUUAACGUGCCAUUCAUCCACGGAAAAACGAAACCCCAAGAGAGAUUGCAUGUUCUAUCGAUGUUUCAGCACAGUCCCGAUACAAACACGAUCUUCCUUUCCAAGGUUGGUGAUACGUCCAUCGAUUUACCGGAGGCAACUUGUCUGAUUCAGAUUUCAUCGCAUUACGGUUCGAGGCGUCAAGAGGCCCAACGACUUGGACGUAUUCUUCGAGCCAAGCGUCGUAACGACGAGGGUUUCAAUGCUUUCUUUUAUUCUCUUGUUUCCACUGAUACGCAAGAGAUGUACUAUUCGACGAAGCGACAGCAAUUUCUGAUCGAUCAGGGUUACGCCUUCAAGGUCAUCACUUCGCUAGAAGGCAUGGACAAGGAGCCUAAUUUGGUUUACCGGGAACACAACAAGCAAAUGGCUUUAUUGACUGACGUUUUGGUCGCCAACGAUAACGCCGCCGAACUGGACAAUGAUAUCGACGAGAAUGCCGACGAUUUGCCCGGCACGGUGACUAGUCGAAACAAGGGUGUCGUUCGACGUUCCUUUGGUAACAUGAAAAGUUUAUCGGGUGCAGACGAUAUGGCGUAUUAUGAAGGAAGUGGUGGUAGUAAAAUGGAAUUAUCCAACGACGUUAACGUCACUCGGGAGAACUCUCCCGAACCAGCAGAUUCUCCACGAAACAAGAGCAAGGCCCGUAACCUCAAAGCUUCUCGAAAUAAUGGGCUGCGGGGUCUCAACAAGCGUACCAAAAAAAACAAGGGUAUCAAGUCGACCAACAAGACUAACAAAGGACGCAACAAAAACAAAAGCAAAGACCUUGCUCGGGAAAUAAAGGAAUCGGAACCCGUAGUACAAUACCAGCCAGAACCGCCGCCACGAGAAGAGCUUCCGUACACGAAAUUCUUUCCCGACUUGGAUCUGGACGAACAACUUGUGAUCUUUCACGUACUAUCGGAGAAUGAUGCUGACGAUAAAACUCCGAAAUCGUCCACUUCACAAAAGACGGUUCAACAGUCCGAGCAGCAAACUGAGGACACCCAGGUAGCCAUAAAUGAAUGUUCGACCUCCGGAACCACUCCUCAAUUUAUGGAUGAAGACACAGUUCAAGAGGAUGAUCAAGCCUCGGAUGUUGAGCUUGUUGCCUCAGGUCAAAUAGAGGUGGUGUACGAUGACAAUCUUAUAAUUCCGACUAAGGUCGAGGUAGAUCAGGAUGAUGGUCACCUUAUUGCUGAGAGUUCCGCGAGUUCCGUGCAACCCGCCAGUACUUCGGGACCGACGAAAACUGAAGAAAAUUUGGUGGCAAAGACUUUAGUAAAAAAACUUCCCAUGCCUUCGUUUAGACGUGUCAGCGUCCGAAAGAUGGAGUUCGAACCAUAUCACAGACCCGAGGGACAUUAUAUUCGGUAUAAUGAGCCGGAUGAAAGAAUUCUUGCGGAGCGAGUCGAGUACGAUAUGGACGAGCAAGACGACAUCUGGCUCAAGGCUUUCAAUAAUGAAAGAAAAAAGGAGGAUCUGGGUGAGCUCACGGCCGACCUCUUUGAAAAAUUGAUUGAUCGCUUAGAGAAAGCGUGGUUCGACUUGACAAAAAAUCUACCAAAGGGUCAGGGAGACAAAGACAGUCUUACCCCCGAGGAUUCUGCCUGUGCAAUUUGCGAUGACGGGGAGUGUGAAAACAGUAAUGCCAUCGUAUUUUGCGAUGGUUGCAACCUUGCUGUUCACCAAGAUUGCUACGGAAUACCUUACAUUCCCGAAGGUCAAUGGCUGUGCCGUAAAUGCAUAGUCUCUCCCGAAACCCCGGUGUCAUGCAUAUUUUGUCCCAAUGAAGGCGGGGCAUUUAAAAAGACAAAUACGAAUCGCUGGGCCCACUUACUGUGUGCUUUGUGGAUUCCCGAGGUCGGAUUGUCAAACACCGUCUAUAUGGAACCAAUCGAUAAUAUCGAGGGAAUUCCGCGGGGUAGAUGGAAAUUGGCAAAACUUUGCAUGAGAAUGAAGUUUCCCGAUUCUCACAAUGAAUCUUAUCAGAUGAAGGCGUACUGUGACAAGCACACACCGCGAGAUUACAAGGAGCAAGUUGACGUUACCGCUACGGUUUUAGCUGCACAAAAGCUCCUGAGCGACUGUGGUCCGGCUUCCAAGAAACGCAGGGUGGAAUAUGAGGCCGACGGGGAUGAAUACAUUCCUAGUGAUUCUGAGGAGGAAGAGGACGAACUCGAAGAACAGAAUUACGAGGAGGAGAAAUUUGAUACAUCGGAUCUUCGGAAGAAUAGGAAACGCAAACAUUCGGAAAAUGAGUCGUAUCAAAAGAAAACGGUCAAGGUCAAACUACAGGAGUCCGAGAAUGUAACCGAGAUUGCUAAUAAAUCCCAAGAAGGACAAAGUUCUAAGGCAGCUCGUGCAUAUAAUCAUUCAUAUGCGGAAAAUGCUCCGAUCGCCCCGGCCAUCAUAAUGGAGAAGCUUUUGCCACUUUUGGCAAAUCAAAAAGGAUCUAUGAAGAAGAAACAAGAACUUGUAGCCACAAUUUGCAAGUACUGGUCAUUGAAGCGUGAGUCUAGACGUGGAGCACCGUUGCUAAAGAGGCUUCACCUCGAGCCAUGGACUGCCUCCGCAUCCGCUCACAAACAAUCCGACAAGGAAAAAUUCUGCAAAUUUAUGGGAAUGCGACAACUUCGUAAAGACUUGGAGAAGGUCAGAUUGUUGAUCGACUGUGUGCAUAGACGUGAGAAGGCGAAGCUGAAAAGGAACAGGUUACAAGCUCGAUAUCUCGAGACCAUCCUUUUCCCUCUUGAUUAUAUUCUUUCUCCAGUUAUACGAACAAUCAUGAGUUUGGAUAAAAAUGAGAUAUUUGCGAAGCCUGUUUCCGCUGAGGAAGUUCCCGAUUACUAUUAUCACAUCAAAAACCCUAUGGACUUUGGAACCAUUCAGAAGAAGAUCGAAGCCCAUGAAUAUAGUUUUGGCCCAGGUCUUCAAGGAUUCAAGGAUGAUCUCGAAUUAACUUUCCUAAAUGCCAUGACCUACAACACAUCCAACACGAUUUACUAUAGGACCGCCCGGAAGUUGCGUCAACUUUGUCAGCCUAUUAUUGAGAAAGCGGAGAAAGAUUAUUCUGAGUUGCAUGUUGAUCCAAAGAAGGGAAUAUUGGAUGUUCAGAUUCAUCCGGAGAUAUUUACCUACAAUACCAAGCCGUUGGUUUUUAUGCAAAAAGAAAAGUCCAGAUCAAGUCGUAUUAAGCUAAGGAGUCGAAAUGCUUCUUCGCGUGUUCGUAGGCUUCGAGAGACACGAUCCACCACUGUAGCAAAACGUACAAGAAAUCAGAGUAAUAAUUCGAAGUCACGAGAUUCUCCAGAACGCAAGCCGAGAGCACCAAAAGGUUGGGCAUAUGUUACCGACGAGGAGGGCGAGGAUGAAUCCGUUGACGAAGGUUCGAAUUCCGAGGGACCAACCUCCAUUGAUACUGGUGGCCUAGGUGAAGGUGGGGUUCCUAGCGUUUUUAAUGAGGACAAAGCAACGGUUUCCUCUCGAACAAGAUCGCGAAAUAGGAAUGCUGGACCAUCGAUUAAGGUGGUAAAGGAACAACCUGAUUACCCUCGGAAAACAGCGAAGGAUUCAGGCGAACGUCCCAAUAAAUCUGCAAAGAAGUCCAACAAAAAAUCAAAAGUUAUCAAAGAACCAACAGAAAAUCUUGACACGAUAGAUGAAUAUGAUAUAGAUUUGACGAACGAACAACCACAAAGUCAGGCUUCUCCUGACGAAAAUAAUAAGACAAUUAAAGAACAAUUUGGGAAUAUAUCGAUGAAAGAUUACCAGGAUGAGACAGAAAAGCCAGCAGCAAGUCGCACUCGUUCCCGUGCUCCAAAGAAGGGCGAUGAGGCUAUUCAGAACGAAGCAAUUAAAAAGGAAAACUUGUCACCAUCUACAGAGUCUAAUGCAGAAUGGGUACAGUCAAGCCGAAAAGGUUCCACGACUUCGUCUGUUAUCGAGAAUCCGGAUAUUCGCUACGGAACAUUGGUGUGGGCCAAGAUGACUGGAUUUCCCUGGUAUCCCGCUGAGGUGGCUGACCCCAAUGGGCCCGAAGUUACGGAAACCAUAAGAUGCGACAAGAAAAAGG